AUGCUGGCCAGCGGCUCAUUGGAUGGCUUCCUGGGCAUUUGGUCGCUACCCGUCGCCCGCUUCCAGGUGGAUGGUCAGAUAUGCGCUGGUAGCACAUUGUCGCCCCUGAGCACCGCCUAUUUGCUGGAGGAUUGCAUCAAGGCGGUGCUGCAAGCGGCGAACCCUGCGGGGGGCGACUACUUCAUCUAUGGCCAGGUCUCAAGUAGCUCAGCCAAUGAAUGCCAGAUGUUGCAAAACGUAGGCACCUGUGAGACCUUACAAGCUGCCUCCUACACCAUGUAUCGCCUGGAGCCACCCUUGAAGCAUAUGGUCCAGGCGCAUGGUGGUGCCGUUCGGGCAUUGGAACCUUUGCCCCAGCAAGGAGGUCUAGUGGCCUCUGGUGGAGAUGAUGGGACUAUCCGCUCCUGGAGCCCCAGCUCUGGCACCAUGGUUCAGGACUUUGGAAAUGGGCAGGCCCUGGCCAAUGGAGCCGUCACCGCCUUGGCCUAUUCCAGCAGCUUAGAGGCCCUCGUGGCCGCCAGCCUCUUUCAGGUGGCCUUCUUCGAGAUCGCCAGCGGGUCGGUCUUGAGGCUCAUCGAUCGCUCGACGUCUUCGCCCGCUUUGCUCUUGAGCCUUGGCAGCGAGCCAGCACAGAGAUGGAAGUUUGGCCACAGCUUACCCUUUGUCAAGAUGGCUCUGCUCCCAGCUCCUUCAGCCAAUGUGAGCCCUGCGCCGCCGGCACCGCCGGCACGGGCGGUGCCUGUGAUGAGGUCUGUGGUCCCGGGACCCAGAGCACCGGGACGCAAUGCGUGGCCUGCCUUGCAGGGCAAGCAGGCGAUGGCAGCACAUGCCAAGCCACCUGGACGGGAGGAUUGCUUGCCGGGUGAGUUCCAAGCAGAGCCGGGCCAAGUGACCUGUCGCCAAUGCCCUCGUGGCUUCGCGCAGCCGGCGCCGCGCGCCACCGGCUGCGAGCCCUGCGACGGCAACGCCGCGGCCACGCGCUUGGGCUCGGAGCUGUGCGUGCCAUGCCCCGACAGCACGGAGCCCUCGGUGGACCACACAGAGUGCUUGACGUGUUUGCAGGGCACUGCUGGGCGCGACGGAGUUUGCGAGCCCUGUUUGGAUGGAGAACAAACCUCAGCAGACUCCACCAGCUGUUUGCCGUGCCCCACUGGCACUGCGGGCACCCAGGGCUUUUGCUCCUUGUGCCCUGAGGGCAGUGAGCCCGAUGCUGCCAGAGUCGCAUGUGUGCCCUGCGCCAGUGGCUUUGCCGGUGCCAAUGGCGUGUGCCAACGCUGCGCCCCGGGUGAGGAGCCGGAUGCGGCCUCCGCGCUGUGCGUGGCGUGUGCGCCCGGGCGCGCCGGUGCCAAUGGCACGUGCUCGUUUUGCCCGAUGGGGACGGUCCAAAGCCCAGAUCGCUCGAUGUGCAUCUUCUGUUCGGAGGGUUUCAUCGCCUUUCAGGCUGCCUGCUCUAUUUGUCCCGAUGGCUCGCAACCAUCUUCCAACCGCUCCGUGUGCGUCCCGUGUCCUCCUGGCUUUGCGGGGACCGAGGGUCUUUGCUCAUUGUGCCCUGAGGGCACAGGCGCCAGUGUGGAUCAUGCCAGCUGUGAGACAUGCCUGGAAGGAUUUUAUGGCUCGGAGGGCCUUUGUGGGCAGUGCCCCAAUGGCACACGCCCGCGGAACCGCACGGAGGAGGCCAGAGAGUCCGCCCGAACUGGUACGGAGACCGAACCGAACAGAUGCGAACUGGGACAGAUGGCCAUCAUGUUUUGUGCCAGGGACUGCUUUUUGUUUCGUUGA
Messenger RNA from Durusdinium trenchii, 1779 nucleotides. The record is from the annotation of a GenBank genome assembly. NCBI's taxonomy places the organism in Eukaryota, Dinophyceae, Suessiales, Symbiodiniaceae.